AACAAGACCAAUGAUAAGAAAGAUGGCGAGUGCAUUGGCAAACCAGUCGCUAUCCAAAUGACAAGUGUCGUGCAUUGUGUGUGGAGGAGUGCUGCACGAACUGUGGAAGGAGGUGGCCAGGUUCGGGCUGGCACGCUGUCAGCUUAUGUAAUCUACCGCCGCAUGCUGGUGUCAAUAUUCGCCUCCGUGUGUUACGACCGUGAGUUUCCUCGUUCGAAACGCUUCUGCAACUCGUGUGUCCUUCACCAUGUCGUCCUCUCGCAUUCUCCGCUGUAUGCGGAUGUCUGCUAUUGUCCGCGAUCGUCCAAUACACCUAUUGGAUUACUGGACGCGGUCAAAUUUAGGGAAUCCUAGUUUGCGGAGAUGGUUACACGGUUCGCAGAUACAGCGUCAUGGGAAUGUGACCAGACCAGAACCUGGCACUGGAAUUAAAUUGCAUUUCAAAGAUUCGAAGGGUAACUUGUUGAAGACCGUCGAAGCGAACGAGGGUGAUGAUAUCCUAUCACUUGCGCAUGAGCAUGACAUUGACCUAGAAGGCGCAUGUGAAGGGUCAGUUGCCUGUUCGACAUGUCAUGUUAUUCUCUCGCCCGAGCAUUAUGAUCUGCUCCCCGAGCCAUCUGAUGAUGAAAAUGACAUGCUGGAUAUGGCGUUCGGUUUAACUGACACAAGUCGACUUGGGUGUCAGGUGCACAUAACUCGCGAACUUGACGAAAUGACAGCGACCCUGCCCAGUGCUACACGGAACAUGUUUGUGGACGGAAAAAAGCCCACACAUCAUUGAUAAUACAUGAUUUACGUAUACACCGCUGACAAGAGAUCCGUGCUUUAUGGAAGAUGAAGGUCUAGUCUUGCACAGGGAUAUAUGAAUCAAUCAACUUGAGAUACCGGUGGCCUGGGGCAGUGCUCAUGUGCACUUGUCCUUCUAUUAAUAUUAUUGCGACUUGUCGGAAUUAUUAUAAUUAGUGUUGGCUAAAUUUAUUAUUCUGCUAAUCGCCAUUUACCAUCACA
Molecule: messenger RNA, 1008 nt
Organism: Suillus subalutaceus
Lineage: Eukaryota; Fungi; Basidiomycota; Agaricomycetes; Boletales; Suillaceae
Product: ferredoxin
Exons: 5
Coding region: 248-781 (177 amino acids)
Biological process (GO): positive regulation of oxidoreductase activity; P450-containing electron transport chain
Cellular component (GO): mitochondrion
Molecular function (GO): 2 iron, 2 sulfur cluster binding
Source: RefSeq, a predicted model, not a curated record